CGCAGGAAACAAGAUCAUGGCCGGAGGAUUAUUUCAAGCGGGAAUAUCCGAAGGACAAUCCACUACUCGUCCUCCACUCUUUGACGGCACAAACUUUGCAUAUUGGAAGGAAAGAAUGCGAAUCUUUGUUCAAUCCAAUGAUUACGAAUCAUGGAUGGUCAUCAAGUAUGGAGACACAUCUCCCUACAAGAUCGUUGAUGGAGUACGAGUGCCCAAGUUGGAAUCCGAGUAUGAUGAAACGGAUAAAAAGAAUGUGAUGCAAAAUUCCAAAGCCAUCAACUAUCUUUAUUGUGCGGUCAAUCCGGAUGAUUACAGAAAGAUUUUACGAUGGAAAACCGCAAAUGAAAUGUGGAACAAGCUAGAAGUAACUUAUGAAGGUACUACUCAAGUGAAGGAUGCUAAAGUUGAUUUAUUGCUUCAUGAGUAUGAAUUAUUCUCAAUGAAAGAGAAUGAAUGUGUUGAUAGUUAUUUUGAGAGAUUCUCAAAUAUUAUCAAUAAUCUUGACACUCUCGGAAGGCACUACACGGAUAAUGAGUUAGUUCGGAAAAUCUUACGGUGUAUGACUCCUGAGUGGAAAUCCGAGGUUAGAGCCAUUAGUGAAGGAAGGGACUACAACACCUUGACCUAUGACACUCUACGGGGAAAGCUACUUGCCUAUGAAUCUUCUACGUUUUAUCCUCCGGGAGACAACAAACAAAAGAAGUCCAUUGCUCUAAAAUCCACCAAGGAGAUUGAAGAGGAAAAUCAAAAUGAAGAGUCAAGUGAUGUAGAAGACAAUCCCGAACUUGCUCUUGUUAUCAAACGCUUCAACAAAUUUGUCAAGAAAAAUUUCAAGACUAGAAGGGACAAAUCAAAGAAGGCAACACCACCCAAAUGCUAUGAAUGUGGUGAAUUGGGACAUAUCAAGCCCUAUUGUUCAACAUUGAAGCAAGACAAGGACAAGAAGAACAAGAAGAAACAAAAAGCUUAUAUUUCUUGGAAUAAUAGUGGAUCAUCCUCCGAAGCAAGUGAUGAUGAGGAAGAAACGGCAAAUCUUUGUCUCAUGGCAAUAGAGGAUGAGGUUUUGAUAAUGACAAAAGGGUGACAAAACAUCAUCAUCAUUUUGUGCAUCAAGGCUAAGAAUCAAAGCUACAAGAAGUUCAAAUCCGUCCGUGAAGAAGGGACUUGAGCAUCGGUGGAAGGAACGAGACCGAAGAGGUUGUUUCCUUAGUUGGGUAGUGUUUCAGGUCUUAGAUUAUGUGUUAAAGAGUAUGGCAUCUCUAAGGUUCAUUCCCUUAUCAUCCUACCUUUAAAACACAUUUUUUUUCCAGAAAACUGUUCGAAUAAAUUGAAAACUAUUCG
Cuscuta campestris is the source of this 1341-nucleotide messenger RNA. The record is from the annotation of a GenBank genome assembly. NCBI's taxonomy places the organism in Eukaryota, Viridiplantae, Streptophyta, Magnoliopsida, Solanales, Convolvulaceae.